AUGGGGCGACGUUGCGCUGGCCCCUUGGGCCUGGAGUCGUCGAGGGGGGCGAGGGACGGAGUGUGGGCGCGGCGGCCGCGAGCGCGAGAUCCAGUUUCCCUCGCCGCCUGGGCGCUCCGCGGGCGCGCGCAGGCGGAGGCAGGGGCGGACCGGCCAACCGGCCGGCCGGGAAGCAAGCGGCGCGCUGCGGGACCCGGAAUUCGCCGCUCGCGCUUGUCUCCUCCGGCGCGGAUGGCGGCCGCUGGGCCACGCGGCCUCCGGGCCGGGGAGGUGGCGGGAGCCGGAGAGCUGCCCGCGCCCCGGCCGGGGCGGAGAGGGCUCGGCGGCGUGACCUGGCAGCGGGACACCGCGGGCAACUGGAUCCGGCGCCUGGAAGCAGCAGCUGCUGCACGUUCAGAAACCACACCCAAGGGUGCUGAGGGCCAGCCUGCCACCUCUUCACGGGCCACAAGCCCUGCCAAAGGCCCUCGGAACCAGCAGCAGCUGCAUCGAGAGUUAUUGUUCACCCAUCGCAAAGGCCUGAGCCUUCGGUCUAAGCCAGAGCUGCUGCAGGUGCUGGAGCACCGGAACCGGCGCCGGGAUGGGGUGGAAAGUGGCGUGGAGCAGUCGUCCCUUGAGCAAGAGCUGCUGCGCUGGCAGCAAAGGCGGGAACAGAACCAGCAACAGGAAGAAACAGGUGAUACGGUGGGGAAUCAACCAGAGUUCAUCCAGGUCCGGGAAAACCUACGAAGGACACACUAUCCACGAGAUCCCCCUUCUCUGUGUGCAGCCCCUUCCCAAAUAUCCAGCCCCUUCCUGCGCUCUCAUCUCACCAAUAGGCAGCCCUUCAGGAUCUCAGCCACACGCUCAUCUGUGGUCCCCAAGCCUCCAGCCCCACAGCUUCAGGGUUCCCUAAAGGGCUCUAGUCUCUCCUCAGCUCCCCUUGCCAAUACAUGAGCUUCCUGCCUCCCACCACACUUGUCACUAAUAUGACCAGGCACAUUAUGGCUCCCUUCUGCUCUAGAGCUGGAGAGGCAACACCACAGCAGCCUUUGUCCUAAAUGGAUGGGCCUAUACUGCACCCAAGAGCUGGAAUAACCUCAAAGGG
Molecule: messenger RNA, 1087 nt
Organism: Lacerta agilis (Sand lizard)
Lineage: Eukaryota; Metazoa; Chordata; Lepidosauria; Squamata; Lacertidae
Exons: 4
Coding region: 1-936 (311 amino acids)
Biological process (GO): regulation of actin cytoskeleton organization; actin filament bundle assembly; actin filament polymerization
Cellular component (GO): neuron projection; synapse; stress fiber
Source: RefSeq, a predicted model, not a curated record